AUGCAUUCAUUGGAUGAUUUACCAGCAUGUCACACUCAGUCAGAUGUGGUAGCUCUUAUGGUUGAUGGAUACUUAACAACCACACUUAUCAUAGGUGGUAUAUUGGGAAAUAUGUAUUGUUUGCGAAUUCUUUAUAGAACGUCUAUCAACACGGAAAUGCUUGUUUCGCUUACAGCCUUAGCUGUCUGGGACAUGAUCCUACUCAUGACAUCACUUUUUCAUCACUCUCUUUGGGCUACAUUACAUAGCCUAGGAUUCUACCCACAACCAUGGGAUCCUUACAUUGUAGCUCUUGGGGGAUUACUCGAAUGCUCUCACUUAGCUUCGACUUGGAUGCUUCUACAUGUUUCUCUUACAAGAUUUUUCGCAGUCUCACGUCCUUUUAAAAAUUUUGUUGUUUCGUAUAGAAAAAGGGGACGGAGAAGCUAUUGGAGAAUUAUAGGAGGGCUCGUCAGGAUUCCAUUGUUUCUGACAAUAAUCGCUUGCCUGAUAACUAUACCUUGUGCUUUCGAAUACAAUUUGAUGCCGUGCAUGUUGGAUAAUCAAGAAUAUUUCCAAAGAGAAGCAACAAAACUGCUGCAGAGCUUUUCCUAUUUUUUGUUUUAUCGAACAGUCGUUUUAUCUCUUCUUAAAACUUUCCUUCCUUUCAUUAUCAUAACUUUCUUAACAGUGAAUACUCUGCGCAGUAUGAGACAAUCUAUGGACAAACGUGCCACUAUUCUCAAACAACAAGGACAGGGACAUCUUUUUGAAGCUGACAAAGACAAAACUAAAAGCCUUCAGGCUAUUUCAACUCUACUAUUGGGUAAAUUUUUGAUCUUGCGCUGUUGGCCAACAGUCAUUGCUUGCGCUCGCGUUCUAUGGAAAGCAGAGCACUCAACUUUCGUUGCACAUGUGGCAGAAUUUUUAUUACUACUGAACUCAGCCACGAAUUCUUUAGUGUUUGUGUUGUUGAAAUCAGCAUUUGAGACCAGAAGACUUCGUCGUAUUCGUGAACGGCAAAGAGAAUUAGUAGCAAAACAUGCAGAACAAGUCCUCUGCAUUGGCAAAGCUCUGGCUGGUGAUAAUCUCUUUCUUAUAUCCGAUGCUGCUCAACAAUUAGAUGACGAUGACCAGAGCAAGCUCCAGAUCUCUUCAUUAGAUUCUUCCGAUAUGAACAAUUCAGUUCAAAAAUUGAUGAACUAA
Auanema sp. JU1783 is the source of this 1185-nucleotide messenger RNA. The record is from the annotation of a GenBank genome assembly. Lineage: Eukaryota; Metazoa; Nematoda; Chromadorea; Rhabditida; Rhabditidae.